Molecule: messenger RNA, 1719 nt
Organism: Auanema sp. JU1783
Lineage: Eukaryota; Metazoa; Nematoda; Chromadorea; Rhabditida; Rhabditidae
Source: the annotation of a GenBank genome assembly
AUGGAUUUCGAACCGGAGACAGCGUCUUUUCGGAAGAUGGUACCCUCACUCAGGCGAACGGCGACAAUAUUGAAUGGAAUGCUGGCUGGUAUGAAUAAUAUGUUUGCUGAAGAAGAAUUAAAGCUUGUUAGCCAUAGGCCGUCGCCACUCUUAACUGGAAAUGGAAUGUUAUCAAGGGAUGAAAGUAUGGUUUGUAGUGAGGAGAGACAAUCUAGCGUUGAAAGAAGCAUAUCCGGAACUCCUAGUCAGAAUGGAGAUGAGAUUGACAACCGACAAACAGAGGAUUUAGAAGAAGAUAAUGCAGCUCUCGCUGAUGAGUCCACAGGUAUGGAUAUUGAAGAAUCCACAGAAGUUUCUAUGAAACGAGACCUUCAAGAUCUGCAAAAAGGAUUUAUUUUCAUGAGUCAUCAGAUGACGCGCAUUAUGAAAGCAUUACAUGUCGCUCCAUGUGUUUGUGAAAUUUGUGCUAUUAGACAUGUGCAAGCGAAUACCGCUAGGACAGUUGAUGAUCCCACACCCAUACUCAAAGCUCUCUUCCCCAAUGCAACCAUAGAGCAGUUAAAUUCACUUGCCACCUUAGCGGGUAAAGCCCCAGCCCAGCAGAAACAGCAAUGCAUGACACAAAUAGGCCAAAAUUAUGCUGGGUUGAAUGGAGGCGGAAAAAUAGUUGGAAGUGCAGAGAAACGUUUAGUCGCUGAUUACGCCAAAACACAUGCAGGACUCGCCAAAAAGUACGGAGUGCCACCAGUCUCAAGUUAUUAUCAGAGAAAAGACAGUAACCAGAACCUAAGCGGAACAGCGAAUACUUCCCCUGGCCCAUCUUCAGAGGGAGAAGACACAGUCGAAAAUAGCAUCAAUAUGCCAGUCCUCCAACCAUCACAGACUGCUUCAAGUAAUGGACAGAGUGCUCAAAUAGUUCAAUCACAGCAGCAUAACACUAGUAGACAGAAUAGUAGUGUAUCAACUUCUGUGCCUUCUUCGCCUAUGUUCCCUAAUGGAGUUAUGGAUAUGUCCGCAAUGAUGAAAAUGAAUGCAGCUCAUUCCACUGGCUCUCCUGGCUUUUUACGUGGUAGAGGACGUGGUCGUCCUAAAUUAAUAGGAGAUGAAUUGGAUGCUGACUUAGUUGAUUACAUGGUUUCUGUGAAACAAGCUGAUCCAAGCGGACAUUUAACUGCUUCUCAAGCCCUUUCCAUCGCUAAGCAAUAUAUCUUAGAUAGAGCUCCUGGAUUGUUGGAAGAACAUGGUGGACAUGUCAAGUUAAAACUUACUUGGGCUAUGAAGUUGGUAUCGAGGAUUUCUGAGCGUCAAAAAGAAAUGGAACUCGGAUUACCAGCUGGCACACUCUCGAACCUAGGACGCCAACAACUUAAUAAUCUCCCUGGUGGAAAUCUUAUGGCCGAUAUUAUGGCUCAAAACAUAUUAUCCCAACACAUGAUGAUUGGAAACAUAGGUGGACAAAACACGAAUAGCGCCUCCGCUAUGAUCAAGGAGGAUAAGCUCGCUGGAGAGAUAGAAGAAACAACAGUUAUAGGAGCUCCAGAGAUUGUUAAUGUUAAAGAAUUAAACUUGAAAUUCUUGAAAAGUUUGUUCGAAGGUGGUUCUGUGGUUGAUGAUUUGAAUGGGAUUACGGAAGGAGAACUCCCAUUCAAUGAUGAGAAUGAAUUAAGCAAGCAGGACGGAACAUCUACAGAUGAGUUGACGAUCAGCUCCAGAGCUUGA